Molecule: messenger RNA, 918 nt
Organism: Fraxinus pennsylvanica
Lineage: Eukaryota; Viridiplantae; Streptophyta; Magnoliopsida; Lamiales; Oleaceae
Source: the annotation of a GenBank genome assembly
AUGGAGUGGGAUAUUUCGAGUUUGUAUGCUAGACUUAGGUUAACGGAGAAGGAAGCUCAGGUGCUGGAGGUUGAAGAAGCAGAGAACGGGCUCUCGGUGGAAAAACGGGCAAAGUGUAUCGCUUUCAAGGUUCUUGUCGACCGGGAGGUGAAUAAGGGGGCUUUGAAGAAUACUUUGCUCCAGCUAUGGCAACUCGAAGGUAAGGGGGUUAUCAAGGAGGUUGGGCGUAAUACGUUUCUCUUAGAAUUGGUUAGGGUUUCGGAUAAGAAGAGGAUUAUGGCGGGUAGACCUUGGUCUUUUGAUAAAUCUCUGCUGUGUUUACACGAUUGUGAAAAUGUUAACAAUUUAAAGGAGAUUGCGUUUAAUGAAGAGGUUUUUUGGGUCCAAUGCCAUGACCUCCCUUUUGCUGGUAUGACGCAAAAAACGGGGUGUGCUUUAGGUGAGCGUCUGGGGAAGGUUUUAGUAGUUGAUACGGAUAGCAGUGGGGUUUAUUUAGGCGCAUUCCUUCGUAUUAAGAAGGAUCAAGGGGCUGCUAUUGGGGAAGGGAUUGAACAGCAGUAUGGCCCAUGGUUGAGAGCUACUAGGAAGCAUUAUGCAGGUAUAUCAUUGCCGGAGGGGGCUGCUCAACCUCAGUUGAAUCUUCCUGUUUCUAACCCUGAUCUACCGCAAACUGGCAUUGAUCUUAUUUCAGGGGAGACGGUGGUGGAAGACAUUGGGAAAGACCCCUGUGCCGACAUCCAGGAGAUGGAUAGUUGUGGGGAUGCUCAACCAUCUGGGAGUGAACUCAUGGAUUUGGGCCAGAGGCAGGAGGUUGAGGGGUCUGAGGUGUCUACUCCGAAAAGAAUUAAACGAGUGCAGGGUGAGGUGGAUGUCCCUGUUCUGGCAGUGGCUGCUCAGCAGCCUUGCCAUCCACCUUAA